Molecule: messenger RNA, 960 nt
Organism: Cercopithifilaria johnstoni
Lineage: Eukaryota; Metazoa; Nematoda; Chromadorea; Rhabditida; Onchocercidae
Source: the annotation of a GenBank genome assembly
AUGCAAGAUGAAUUUUAUGGAACAAUCAAACCAAAAGUUAAUUUCGAUCCUGAAGCAGCUGUUGAUACGUUGUAUGAGGCGAUGAAAGGUGCAGGAUGUGAUAAAUAUCGAGUCAUACAGAUUAUCACUCGUUGUAACAAUGAGCAACGACAAAUGCUUCGUGGACCAUACGAAAUGAAAUAUGGCAAAAAUUUAAUUGAAGAGCUUAAAAAGGAAUUAUCGGGUGAUUUGGAAGAUGUCAUCAUUGGAUUAAUGGAAACACCAACCAAAUAUGAUGCAAUGCAAUUACAGAAAGCUAUGAAAGGUUUGGGUACAACCGAAGUAACACUGAUUGAUAUUUUGUGCUCUCGAAGUGAUAAUGAAUUAAAUGCAAUUAAAAUUGAAUACAAAAAUGAGUAUGGUAAAACAUUGGAGAGUGAUAUUGUUGGCGAUACGAGUGGUGAUUUCAAAGAAUUACUCUUAGCAUUACUUAAUAAUCGUCGUGAUCGAUCAAAUAAUGUUAAUUAUUUGACAGCGAGAGAAGCAGCAAAACGAAUGUUUGGCAAUAAAGAAAAGAAGGAGAAACCGGAUAAGGAAACGUUCAAAACGGUCUUAAGUCAGGAUAAUUUUCGACAAAUUCAAAAACUAUUCAGCGAAUAUCAAAGUAUGACCGGUGAACCAUUAGUAACAACUGUCGAGAGAGUGUUCAGUGGUGAUGCGAAGAAUGCAUAUUUGGCUUUAAUUGACAGCAUUCAAAAUAAGCCGCGCUUUUUUGCAAAGCAGUUACAUGAUGCUAUGAAAGGUAUUGGUACAGCUGAUCAACAAUUGAUACGGAUAAUUGUUUCACGAUCCGAAAUUGAUUUAGCAUUAAUCCGUGAAGAAUUUGAACGAAUGUACAAAAAACCAUUAGUUGAUUGGAUUAAAUCGGAUUGUUCAGGAGCAUAUCGUGAUGCAUUAAUUGUUAUUGUCAAAGGAAAUUGA